AUGGACCAUGCGCAUACUGAUCCGGCGGCCCCUCAACACAGCUCACAUCGCCGGACGUGUCCGAAGCCCGCGGUAGUGGCACUUCUGGCCCUAUUACUCCUGGUCAAUCUAGCCCAGAGCAUCUACCAGCUACCGCUCAAUAGAGCUGUCGAGAGUCGCCUGUGCCGAGACUACUAUGACGACCAUGACCCGUCCAUCAUCGGCGACGACGGGCGGAUCGACGAGAAGCGCUGCAAGAUAGACCCUGUCCAGCAGAAACUUGCGUGGAUAACCGGGAGCAUGGAGACACUAUGGAUCGUCGGGGACUUUGUCAUGACCAUUCCGUUGGGGUUUGUCGCAGAGAGGUACGGCAGAAGAACAGUACUCUGGCUGAAUAUCCUGCCGAGACUGUUCAUGAUUACCUGGGCCAUCGUGGUAAGCUGGUUUGAGAGGACGCUACCUCUCUCGGCCAUCGUCGCCGGUCCGAGCCUGUCCAUUCUUGGCGGCGACUGCGUUUUCAACUCCAUACUAUAUGCCUCGGCCGCUAGCCUGACGGACGACAACGUGGUUAGGGCAACAUAUUUCAGCUGGAUGAAUGCGGUGUCGUACGUGGUGACCUUCGUCGGGCCUGGUCUCGCUGGUGCGACCAUGACUUUGAACCUAUUCCUCCCGUUUUGGAUUGGCAUCUGCCUCCUCCUGUUGGCAAUCCCCGUCAUCUCUGUGAUCGCGGACCCUGCGCAUACCGUGUUCGCGCCGGAGGAAGAACGGCAACUUCUGAUAAACUCACCUACCCUAAAGGCGCAACGAUCGAGGACUUCUAUGUUGUCGCCUAUCCUCGAGCGCGUCCGCGUCCUCCGCUCCAUCAUCGCGACCCAUCCUAGGAACCUGAGCCUGUUGCUCUUUAGCUUCUUUCUCACCUCCCUCGCCAGUUCCGACUCCAAACUCUUAGCCCAGUACAUAUCGAAGCGGUACCACUGGGAAUUUGCUUCGGCGGGCUACCUUCUCUCUGCGAAAGCCGUCGUGAAUUUCACCCUCCUCACUUUCAUCGUUCCAGGCAUCCUCAGCGCGAAAAGCGCGUCUCCUCAAUCGUCGUCCCAGGCGCUCUCCGAUGGGGACAAUAUUCGUUAUGCGCGAAUCUGCCUGAUGAUUUCAGUUCUCGGCGCACUGGCCAUCGCCCUUGCAGCCACUGUUUGGCUCCUAUUUCCCUCCCUUCUCAUGUACGCGCUGGGGUCUGCCCUUCCCGUGUUCACGAUGGGAUUGCUGAAGUCGCCAACGACAGGCAGCCACCCGUCGCCAAAUUUCGAGGAACCGGAAAUGCACAUCUUCUCGAUUGUCAUGAUGGUCAAAACUCUGGGUUCCCUAGUGGGAGCGCCACUGAUGGCGAUGUUGUGGGUUCGAGGCAUCGCGACAGGCCUCCUUGGCGCCCCUUAUUUGGCGAGCGUAGCGCUGUAUGUGGCCGCCAUUGCCGUCUUUGCCGGCAUUAGGGCGCGGUGA
Molecule: messenger RNA, 1473 nt
Organism: Durotheca rogersii
Lineage: Eukaryota; Fungi; Ascomycota; Sordariomycetes; Xylariales; Xylariaceae
Product: MFS general substrate transporter
Exons: 3
Coding region: 1-1473 (490 amino acids)
Biological process (GO): transmembrane transport
Cellular component (GO): membrane
Molecular function (GO): transmembrane transporter activity
Source: RefSeq, a predicted model, not a curated record